CGUUCGCCUUGACGGAUGAGAUGAAGGCGGCACGCUCGGGGGACGGGAUAUUGUAGUGUUGGUACACAUGUGUUGGCACUGGUGGGCUUGUGGACUAUUUUGUCCAGAGUUUGGGGGGAAUAUCGGUGAUUGUAUCACGAUGCAACAAGGAACGGGGUUGGUCACCGACUGCGAUGUCGGCACAUGGGGGGUACUGGUUUGGGAAGUGGUUCUAGUCGCGUUUUACCUGCGAGCCGGACACUUGGCAUUUUGUCUCUAGAGCGAAGGGCCUUAAUUGUUAAACGUCUCGUUGGAGGUCGGCUAUUGGUGUUCGGCAUUGUCUUAGACUGGGGUGGGCGCUUUGCGUCUACAUCUUUCUUAGGGCCGUUUUAAUCAUGGCUGACUUUUCCAAAUUUCCGAAUUCCAUAAAUUUGCAAGUCAUCGAAAACUUUGGAAUGGUAGCUUCCAAAUUUUUGGAGAGUUUCCAAAGUUAUUGCCUUCGAACUCGCCGCGCAAAGUUUCCAAAUUUGGGAACAUUCCAAAUACUUGACAAGAAGGUGCUGUGUUUAUAACGGCCCUGAGUAUUGCUUUCUGGUAGCUCGUUCCUGACGUUGCGUGGUGCUUCUGGCGGGUUAUUGUGUGUUCGGAGUGUCGAUUGGCAUGAUGUUGGAUGCCGUGCAUAAUGUUGGAUGCUGUGCAGAUCACUGCUGGUUGUACUGCUGUCGAAAAUCAUCGGGGGGGGGGGAUGUGAUACCAUGAUUCCCGCCGCAGUACAUCAAGCACUGCUACUGCUGACACGAGGUUUUGGUAUUUGAUGUUUGGAUUUAGGUUUCUUCUUGUACCACAAAUAUUUUGCUUUUGAGGGUCUUGAUUUGGUUUAUGUGUUCUGAGGGGAUGCCCCGGAAGGAAGGGUGACUGUUGACUACCUGUUCAUGUUUAGAUCUCCGCAGUAAGUCGUAGGUUUUCCGUUGUGUUUCCGUACACAUUGGGUUUUUACUUCGUCUUGACUGUACUGCAUAUAUUUCUGUGUAUUUUGGAGAAAGGAUUUGAUUUAACCUUUACGGACCUCGAGACACUAUUACGAAGGAAAAUGAGUUUGACAUCGACAGGUUCAGGGGAGGCCCCACAACUAUGCUUUGUGGGGUUUGAUUGGAUGGCAAUAGCCUUGUCGCCAUUUUACCUUGUGAUAGUUGAAAGAGUUUCCUAAAUCAUAUCGAGUACCGAGUAGGGGGGCUAGUUGGGGGUACUGAGCACUCGAUUCGGAUCUGCGGAGAUCUACGGGAUUUUCGUGUAUCAUCGUGAUGAAUGUGUGUUUGUAGAGGGGCGAUCCCCCUUCUGCGUGCACGCGCUAGCAUGCCCUGCGCACUCGUUAACGAUAUAAGGUCUUGAGUCAAUCGUCUCUUCUUUGCUUCUGACAACAAGUUGCUCGCCCCAAACAUGAUAUGCCUCUCCGGAUUGAAGCCAAAUACAGUGGGUGGCCCGAUGAAGUGCCGGUUGCCGUUAUAGUGCCGGUGUUUUCGGCUCGCACACACUGGAAUACCAAGUCGUUCUGUACUUCGAAUAGUGUCGGUGUCCGGUUUAGUGCCGGUGAAUUUUCUCUGCACAUACCGGCACUAUGUCGGGCCACCCACUGUAUAGUUCAAAAACGAGGAAAUGCACCCCCCGGGGCAUGCGUUGCAGUGUACGUCCCCCCCUUACACACACCUUGCUUGUGCACCGUGAUCUGACCUGCAGGGUGUACCGAAGGCUGAGCAGCGCGUAACGUGCAGUGCCAGCUGCACGUAGAUGUGAGCUUCGUCGAGGGGCGAUGGGUACAGGUCCAAAUCUUGCGGUGUGAUCUUUUUGUGCCAGGCGAGGUCAGCAGAGGGAUGAAGAAAUGCUGUCGCGGGCGGCGUGCAUGUCGGACGGCGUUGAAACUCGGCACACAGCAGUCGUGUGGACAGUGUUAGCGUUGGCUGUCCAAGUUUCGCGGACGUUCGUGAGCAGGAUGUGGAGUUAUCGAUGCGGCAAAAAUAUCGUGUGCCGUACUGUGGGCGCAAUUUGACGCGAAAACCGACCGAAACGGUGUUCGUUGCCUUGUUCGCUCGCCUCGCCACCGUCCUUGCCGAGACGUGCGCAGCACGCCUACUUUGUCCUGGUGCAUGAGCCAGCGGCCACCAUCGGGCUGUAUCUUGCUCGGUUGUGGAGAACGCCGUGGCGAAAAAAUGCAAGGGGUGACCCAAGAGGGGGGCCUCGGGAUUUGUACUUUUUCGCUGCGCUGCGUGCGGUGAAACGCUCGGCGUGCUGGUGAGGGCUAGGGUGUGCGCAGGGAGGGCCGCGAACCUCGUUGUCGUGGCGUUGUCGAGGCGCUGUUGAGCUCAGAGAAAUCAGCUGCGGCGAUGAAGAGCAAAA
Molecule: messenger RNA, 2370 nt
Organism: Ectocarpus sp. CCAP 1310/34
Lineage: Eukaryota; Phaeophyceae; Ectocarpales; Ectocarpaceae
Source: the annotation of a GenBank genome assembly